Messenger RNA from Ficedula albicollis (Collared flycatcher), 3264 nucleotides. RefSeq names its product GTP binding protein 8 (putative) (gene GTPBP8). The record is from RefSeq and is a predicted model, not a curated record. The coding region runs from base 1 to 951 and encodes 316 amino acids. Gene Ontology annotation, cellular component: mitochondrion. Lineage: Eukaryota; Metazoa; Chordata; Aves; Passeriformes; Muscicapidae. The transcript has 9 exons. Gene Ontology annotation, molecular function: GTP binding.
AUGAGGACGGAGAAGGGCCUUGAGGGGGAGCCGUGCGAGGAGGGGCUGAGGGCAUUUGCCGCGCCCGGGGAGCACCUGCGGCUCUCGAGAGCCGAGGCGGACAGCAGGAGAACACGCUCUUCCGGUGCCCGCCCGCGGGCGGGCGGUGCUGCGGGCCGGGCCCUGCCGCCGCUGGCCGCCCUGUCGCAGGUGCUGCGGCUGGAGCGGAGCCGCCGCACCGCCAUCGUGUUCCCGCUGCAGAAGCUGGAGAGGUACCUGGCUCCCGGCACCGACACGGCGCGGUUCCGCCUCUUCCAACCCGGGCUGGCUGCCCUGCAGCGCGCCGAGGCGCUCUUCAGGUCCGACCGCGGGCACCCCAUCGACUACGUGAGCUCCGCCGUGCGCAUGGAGCACGCCCCGCCGCUGGCCCUGCCCGAGGUGUGCUUCAUCGGCCGAAGCAAUGUGGGGAAAUCAUCUUUAAUCCGGGCCUUGUUUUCAUUGGCUCCAGAAGUGGAAGUUAGGGUGUCAAAAACUCCGGGCCACACAAAGAAGAUUAAUUUCUUCAAAGUAGGGAAGUACUUUACUCUGGUGGAUAUGCCAGGAUACGGCUAUCGUGCCCCGCGGGACUUUGUUGAGAUGGUGGAGGCCUAUCUGCAGGAACGGCGCAACUUGAAGAGGACUUUCCUAUUAGUUGAUGGUGUAGUUGGACUCCAGAAAACAGAUCACAUUGCAAUAGAGAUGCUGGAAGAAUUUGGGAUUCCUUAUGUGAUGGUGUUAACGAAAACUGACAGAGCUUCUAGGGGAGUAUUGUUAAAGAAUGUACUGGAGAUCCAGGAGUUUGUAAAGGAGAGCACUCAGGGAUGCUUUCCUCAGCUGUUCUUGGUCAGUUCUGUGGAGUUCUCAGGAGUUCACUUGCUCAGGUGUUUUGUAGCCCAUGUUACUGGAAACCUGCCCACUGUUGAGGUCAGCUGAAAAGACCUGCUGAUCUGCUUGGCUCAUGAAGAACAAAAGUAGGUGCAGCAGGGUGGCAUGCCUUGCUUGCAGACUUGAGUUGUCCCUGUUUGCCAAGGAUGAAGGAAAGAACACAUCUUUAAAGGGAUCUGCUUUUCUAAGAGCACUGGCUUGAAACAGUGGAGUAAAAGACUGACAUCUAGAGGAGCCCUGUCCUGCACACUGUCACAAGUCAGUGGUGCAGCUAUGUUCUGAGAUCCAGCUUGAAUUUCUGCAGCUCCAGUUGGAUGCAUUGCCAGAUCUGAGGCACACCAUCCAUGAUCUGUAUCGGCUCUACCCUGGCAGCUGAAGCACAACACUGAUGUGUCCUGGACGCCUUAGGGGAACUGCAUCCCACAGCAGCUGUGUUUGUCUAAGAGCACCCGAAACUGUCCAGUUACAAGGCACAACUGGACAAAAGGACAGCCAUCAAUAGCAGCACUCAUACAGGAGAACUUAGUCUGAAGCUAUGAAGUGCCUGUGUCAAACCCUGACACUCAGUCUUGGUCAUGUCUUGGCCAAAUGUGAUUAUGCAGUUGUCAAAGUUGCUUGCAUUAAAUGUUUAAACCUCAAGAAAGGAAAGUUCUUUCCUAAACCACUCUGACAGUGCAAAAGGACUAGAAAUACCACUUUCUUGCACUAUGCAAAUUUUUGUAACACACUAGAUAUGAGACAAGAUCUGUUUUCAGCAUACAUGUAAGAAAAGGAGUGGCUCUCUAGCUUCUGCUAGAAGCUUACAGCUUCUGCUGUAAUUCUGUUAAUAUUUUAUCUCUAAUCCCCACAUGCUGCAGGGCAGAACAGCCCAAGGGAUGCACGAUCCUAGAAAUGCAAUAGUAGCUGUACAAAAGGAACAGGUGAAAGUGAACACUUCAGGAAGGGUCUUUUUGUAGUAUCUUAAAACCAGGAUCUUCCAAAAGCAUCAGUCUUAUCAAGGCUGUAAUUUUUAGGGCCUCAGCCUUGACUAAAGAGUCUGAAAAUAACCCUGAAUAUGUUAAAAAGUGCAGUUCUGGUUUUAGUCCCUCUUCAGAACAAAAACCCCUUACAUUACAUUACAACCCCUUAUGGUGCUAGGAAGUCUUUUAUUAACCACUUAAAUACAUUAAAUAUGUCUAGUUAAUUCAUUUGUAUAAACAAACUGGAUGUGUGUGCAUGGAACAUUAGGCACCAUCUUCUUCUGAAGCAGCUUUACCUCUGGACACAUCUUGGUUUUAUUCAGAAGUGCUUCAAAUACUGGAAGAACUGCAUUUUGCUCAGCCAUUUGCAAGAGAGAACACUACAGGUUUGAUUCUUGAGUGUGACAGUGCCCCUGUGAUAAAACAGUAAAUAAAAUCAAGUCUCUCCCUAAACAGUAAAACUUAACACUUACAGGCUUUGGGUAAGCAGGUGUCUCGACACACUACUGGACUUUUUUUUUGCCAGGUUCUUAAGGAACUGAGUUGCAGAGUGAGGAGCUGCACUUUCUUAGUCCAGGGACAUGAAAGAUCUCCCUUUCUUUCACCCUCAUUGAUGAGUGGUGGGUGGACCUGGCGGCAUACUGAUACAGUAGAGCUAAUUUCAGUUUUAAAUUCAAAUGUCUUUAGUUGUUUGCAGUGCAUAAGCUUCACUAAAGGCUCCUGUCAUUACCUGGUAAAGCUUUCCCUCUUCUACAGCUGCUAUUUAUGGAAGUGAUGCUGAGUAUUAGCUUUCACGGAAAAGGAUUUCACCUUGUGCAUCUUUCCUGGUCUUCCAGCAGUACUUUAUCCAUUUUCUUGCUCUACUGUGUCUUGUGUCUGGUCUGGCCUGUCACCAUAACCCUGACGCUACAAAGGCAGUAUUUUUGCAACAGUGUCCAAAAUUAGAACAUUGCUGUCUGGACGGGUGCACUAGUAGAUCAGUAAAAACUGGUUGAAUAAUUGAGCUCAGCGCAUAGAAGCGAGUGGGUCAUACUCCAGUUGCAUGGCAGCUACAAGUAGAACACAGCAAGGACCCAUUCUGGAAUAUCCAGUUUAACAUCUUUAUGAGUUAUCUGGAGGAGGAGGUGCAUUGCUAUCAAACGUGCCUAGGGCUCCAAACUGGGGGGGAACAGUGUAUAUGUCUCCAGGGCAGGGCUGGAGGAAAGGGCAUGACAGCAACUGUAUCAAAUACAACAGGACUGGAGCACCGCCCCUACGAAGGCAAGCUGAGAGAACUGGGGCUGUCCAGAAGGGUGGAAACCUCAUAGCAACCUUCCAAUAUGGGAAGGGGGCCGAAAGAGAAGCCAGAGAGGCCUCAUCAGGAGCUGUAGUGAUAGGACAAGGGUGACUGGGUACAAACUGA